CGUACUGUACUGGUAGGCCCUUGGCCGGAGGAGGGAAGAGGAACCACACGGCGACGAUCGACUGGCGGAAGCGAGCGCGAUGCCGUCGUUGGCCGGGAUCGUCUCCUCCGCCGCCACCGCUUUCCUUCUCCUCCUCGUCCUCGUGCCCAAGAACGGGAGCGUGGCCUUGGCGGCAGAGAUGUGCUACUGCUACGAAAGGAGCGCCGUCGACGGGGAAGCCCACAAGCUGACCAAGACGGUGGCGCUGCUCGCCGUCGGCCCCAUCGAGCUGCAGAUAAAAAAGACGGUCUCGACGGUGAGCGGCUGCUCGGGCGCAGCGCCGACGUCGUCAAAGCCACCGCCAAUCCCGGCGGACACGCGCGCCCCUACACCUCCAGCCCCGCCUGCUGCAGAUAAAAGGUGCUUGAGCUGGCCGGCCAAGGCAUGGUGCUGCUGGAGCCUCGCCGUGGCAAUCGUGAUCGCCUUCUUCGCGGUGAGGUAUGAAACGCCGCACAUCGACCGCACGAUAAUCACCGAUGGCACCGAAGACUUACCCGUGGACGGCAACGACGUCGGCGACGGUAAGCGCUUCUACUGCGCCAAGUGCAUGCAUGUGGUGGCAUGUGCAUGUAUACGGCCCAGCUUCACCUCGUGCGCCCAUGACUUCUGCUCGAGCUGUGUUUCUCGUCGACUGCGAGGCCGGCUCGACGACGGUAAGCACUUCUACUGCACCAAGUGCAUGCGCGUCGUGCCGUGUGCAUGUAUACUGCCCAGCUUCACCUCGUGCGCCCACGACUUCUGCUCGAGCUGUGUUUCUCCAAAACUGGAACUUGAAGGACUGCGCCGCCGAGCCGGAAAGCUUCCGUGGCAUCAUCACCCCACCGACCCCCUCCCCAUGGACAUGGUGCAGUUCACCGGGGGAAAUGGUGAUUUGCCGGUCGACGGCGAGCUGUUCGGCUGCGCCAUCUGCAUGGAGACGGUGCCCAGCACCCUCAAGUUCAUCGUCAACUCAUGCGGCCACGCCUUCUGCUCCAGCUGCGUCGCCCAGUACAUCACCGCGAAGCUUGACGACAAGGUCGCUCGCAUCAAAUGCCCGAAGCCAGGCUGCGAGGACGGGGCCGUCGAUCCGGGGAGCUGCCACGGCAUCAUCCCCACGGACCUCCUCGACAAGUGGGGUUUGCUGCUGUGCGAGCUCGCGGUCGGCGCCAAGAGGAUCUACUGCCCGCACCGAGAGUGCUCGGCGCUCCUGCUCGACGACGGCGAGGCCGGGGCGGCGGCCAUUGCCGAGGCGGAGUGCCCGCACUGCCACCGGCUUUUCUGCGCCCGGUGCGCCGUGCCGUGGCACGACGGCUUCGUGUGCGAGGAGUUCCAGAAGCUCGGGCAGGACGAGCGCGGCCGGGAGGACCUGAUGCUCAGGCGUCUCGUCGGCCGGGAGGGGUGGCAGCGGUGCCCCAAGUGCCAGAUGUUCGUGGAGAAAUCGGAAGGGUGCAAUUACAUCAAAUGCAGGUGUGGAUACAGCUUCUGCUACCGAUGCGGAUCCGAGUUGUCCGCGCAAAACCAUUACUGCAACAAGUGCAAGCGCUAAUAAAGAUUUUGGUUGGCUAUAUGCAUGGAGGGACGGUUCUUACCACCAACUACCACAUGAGUUCAUCUGGGUCAUGCAUGUUUCCUCAAGCCUUCACCCAAAAAUUGUUUCCUCAAGCGAAAAGUGGAAAUCUAGUCCGGAAAAGAACCUUAGCUAAUUAGGUUGUACAGCUUAU
Messenger RNA from Hordeum vulgare subsp. vulgare (domesticated barley), 1739 nucleotides. RefSeq lists its product as uncharacterized. Gene Ontology annotation, cellular component: ubiquitin ligase complex; cytoplasm. Gene Ontology annotation, molecular function: ubiquitin protein ligase activity; ubiquitin conjugating enzyme binding; zinc ion binding. Lineage: Eukaryota; Viridiplantae; Streptophyta; Magnoliopsida; Poales; Poaceae. The record is from RefSeq and is a predicted model, not a curated record. The transcript is spliced from 3 exons. The coding region runs from base 80 to 1564 and encodes 494 amino acids. Gene Ontology annotation, biological process: positive regulation of proteasomal ubiquitin-dependent protein catabolic process; protein polyubiquitination; ubiquitin-dependent protein catabolic process.